AUGGAGACAAACAUCGAGCAGAUUUUCCGCGAUUUUGUAAUGAAUAAAAUCAAAGAAAUUGAAGAUGAAAGCCAAGAUACCAGCCUCACAGAAGAACGUCAUUGUUACAGUGGAGGGCUACAGUUUGAGGAUGUUUCAGGAAAAGGAGUCGCUGAUUCAGUGUCAAGCCCCUUACAACCAGUCGCUGUUGAAGCAACAGGCACCUUCACAGGCAAUAUGAAAAAAGAAGGCCUACAAGCCCCAGGCCAAAAAGACAAACGCGAUGCUAGACAUAAGAAAAAUAAGAAGCACAAGCGACAUAAAAGCAAAAAGAAAAAGAAGAAGCACAAGGAAGAGAAAGAAAGUAGUUCAGAAUCUGGUUUGGAAUCAGAAAGAGAGACUCAAAUGGAAGGAAGUGUGAAGAAAAAAAAGAGAAAGAAAAAGAAGAAAAGGAGAGAAAUAGACAAGAAGUCUGGUUCUCACUCGCAAUCAGAAAGCAGUUCAAUAUCUGGGACAGAGUCUGAUUCUGAAUUGAAUCCACCCUUAGUUGUGGACUCCAACAGUCAAAUGGAAAAGGCUUUGCCUCUUUCCUCUGUGGGUGAGGUAGGGUUGAAUUCUGGUCCGACUGCAAAAGAACACAGUUCAGCUCCAACAUCUGGUCCAGUGCAUGUCCAGACAUUAGCAGAGCAUUCAAAGACAUCAAAUAGUGGUUCUAAUAAAUUACAGGAUCUUCCUGAUAUUAUUCCCAAGCUUGAAAACGCAGUUAAGAAGAACAAAGGUACCGAAAUUAGUAAAGAAAAGAAGGGGAGAAGCCGAUCUUCCUCACAGUCUAAAUCCUGUGCACUAGCUGAGAUUAGGAAGGCAAGACGGAGCUGUAGCCACUCCCAGAGUCCAAAACAGGCUUCAGGUAACUCUCAUUCUCCCAGGUCUAGGUCAUCUUCAAGUAGAACUUCCAGAUCUACUUCUAGGAAGAACAUCAGGUCCAGAAGACAGCCCUCACGGUCCAGAUCAGACCGACACAGGUACAGAAAUUCAUCUACUAACAGGAGAGUGCAUAAAUCCAGGUCCCAGUCUCGAAGUCGACGACAGAAAUCAAGUUCUAUUUCAUACUCCCGAAACAAAAGGGACAGAACAAGGUCCCCUCGACAUAGAUCUUCUGCACGAUCCCGCCUAUCAAGGUCAAGGUCUCGAGGACGCCGUCGGCACUCUGGGUCUCGUUCAGCCAAAGGGAUUAGACAUUCAAGAUCAAGGUCGAGGUCUCGACGUACCAGAUCAAGAUCAAUUGUUGUCCUGAGGGGGAACAGGAAGUCUAAAUCAAACUCACGGUCUAGGUCUCCACGUCACACCAAACGUUCGAGGUCCAGGUCCCGAGGGAGGCAAAAACGUUCAAACUCGAGGUCCCAGUCAAAACAGCACAAGUAUAAAUCUUCCAAGAAAGAAUGCAGUUCUGAAAAUGAGCCAAAAUCUAGGUCUGUUUCACAAGAUAGGCUGAGUAAAACUGAAGAACAUGAAAAAGGUUCAGUUGUACAUACAGGUAGCGAUAGCCAUGCUGAUUUAAGUUCAAAUACAGAGAAACCCAAAAAUCUUGCAGUGCCUCUUAACUCAUCUCUCUCCCCUGAAGUGACAUUAGAAGGCAGUGUAAGGACUGAGGGGAACCUUGGGGCUCCUAAAGGGUCCUGGAGACCAGUUCCUUUCUUAGUUGAUGGCUCUGUUUCUUCUGUAGCUACUGAGCAUAUUGGGGACAAACCUUCAGAGAAGUGCAUUAUUCCCGAAAUGCCUUUGAAUACGCAGUGGCCACCCUUGAAAAGUGUCCCAGGGCAAACUUUACCUUGCUCUGAGAAGAAAGAGAAAGGAUUAACCACAGAUUGUGAGGCCACAUCAGGAUUAGGAUCAUUUCUGAACAAGUCUGUAGCUACCCAACGGGACAAUUCAACUCCAUCGAGAAGACAAAGAUCCAGAUCUACAUCAUCAGGUUACCGAAAAGGAUCAAGUUCUAACUCCUCAUCCCCUAGGAAACGCUCCAAAUCACCUUCAAAGAAGUCUUCAAAAAAGAGGAAAUCGCGUUCACCUUCUCACAAUGGCAAAAAGAGGUCUAAAUCUAGGACUCCGAUGAGAAGAAAGUCAUUGACUAGAAAAAGGAAGUCUAGAUCUAAAUCCAGAACUCGAACAAGGCACUCCAAGUCAAGAUCACCAAAAAGGAAAAAGUCACAUUCACCAGUGCACAGAAGGAGAUCCAAGACUUCUGAUAGAAGCAGACAGUCAAAGUCUCGGUCCCCUACCAGAAGAAGAUCUCGAUCUCGGUCUCGCUCUAGAAGGUCUCGCUCCAGUUCCCACAGGAGGAGAACUGGCUUUGGUCGAGUAUUAAGUCAACGGGACAGAUGGAAACGUGAGCCAAGCCACUCCCCUGUGCUCAUCCUUCGUAAGAAGAGAUCAGCUUCACGCACUCGUCGCAGUACUAGCAAGACACCACCACGCCUUACAGAGCUUGAUAAGGACCAGUUACUGGAAAUUGCAAAGGCUAAUGCUGCAGCUAUGUGUGCCAAGGCAGGGAUGCCUAUCCCUGAAAGCCUUAGACCCAAAGCCAUUCUUCAGCUACCCCUACCAACACCAAAUCCGUCACCAUUGUCUUUACCCUUACCCCUCCCUGUUAGCCUGCCCCUGGGUAUGCCCGGCAUUUCUAAUAUGACCAUGAGUGCUGCUAUGGCCAGCAUGACUGCUGCCACUAUGACUGCUGCGCUUUCUAGCAUGGGAGCCCUAGCUGCUAUGUCACCAAUGGCCCCAUUACCUACAAUUACAAACAAACCUCCACCUGCACCAACACCAAAUCUGGCCAGUAUUGAGGAAGCAAAACGAAAGGUGACCAAACAGGCAAACAGCUUCAGCAUAAAGGAGCUCACAGAGAAAUGCAAGAAAAUUGCAGAGAGUAAAGAAGAGAUGGCUGUUGCUAAACCUCAUGUGUCAGAUGAUGAAGAUGAAGAAAAGCCUUUUGGAGGUGUUGCCCUCAAGGAGAACAAGGGCAUCACUUUCAGUCUCAAUAACCCCUUGGUGAAGCCAGCGGUUCGGUCGGAGGCUGCCUUUGCCAAGGAGUUUCCGGUGUCUUCAGGCUCUCAACACCGCAAGAAGGAGGGAGAAGGAGCAUAUGGUGAGUGGGUCCCUGUUGAUAAGAGGGCAGAAAAGGCGGGAUCUUCUUCACUAGCUCCUGGUGGAGCUGAAAACCAGAGCAAAGACAUCGACAGUGUCUUCCCUGAUGCACCAUCACAGCCUGUGGAUAUCACGCUGGCUGUUAGCGAGAGGGCAGUAGCACAGAAGAGACUGGCAGAGAACCCUUUUGAUGUCAAUGCAAUGUGCAUGUUAACUCGGGCUCAGGAGCAGGUGGAUGCAUGGGCCCAGUCCAAUACUAUACCAGGACUCUUCACCGGUUCCACAGGUGCACAAGUGCUGUCAUCUGAGGAGCUGACCAACAGUGGGCCACAAGCAUGGAUCAAGAAGGACCAAUUUCUGCGAGCUGCGCCAGUCUCGGGGGGUAUGGGAGAGUUACUGAUGAGGAAGAUGGGAUGGCGUGCCGGAGAGGGGCUGGGAAAACACAGGGAGGGCACGGUUGAACCUAUCGUGAUCGACUUCAAAACUGACCGCAGAGGCCUUGUCGCAGAAGGGGAGAAGACCCAGAAGUCUGGCAAUCUGGUGGUGAUGAAGGAUCUACUUGGAAAACACCCAGUGUCUGCUUUGAUGGAAAUGUGCAAUAAGAAGAAAUGGGCUCCCCCAGAGUUUGUCAUGGUUCACCACAGUGGACCUGACCACCGCAAGAACUUCCUUUUCAAGGUGGUAGUCAAUGGGAAUGACUACCAGCCCCAGACGUCCAGUCCUAAUAAGAAGCAUGCAAAGGCAAUGGCGGCUACCGUGGCCCUGCAGGCCAUGGGUGAGGUGGCCGGAGACAGUGUCCACACGGGUCCAGUUUUCACUGCAGCCACCGGCACCUGAUAACCCAACUAAGACAAACCACAGACACACAGAAGCACAUUUUGUUAUAAUGACUGGGUUUUUUGUUUGUUGAAUAGUAAGAAUUUUACAAAAGCAUUGAAUAAAUCUGUAAGUUGUUGGUAAAUAAUUGCUGCUUGAUGCUUUGUCACUUUGGUCAAGUAUUUGAGAAUUUGUUAAGACUACCCCCUUUCAUUAUCAUCUAAAGCAUGUCUGUGUGGACUAGAUCGGUGAACGUAUCGUAGUGCGGAUUCAAACAUCUACCCCUAUGACCACCAAAAAGAAAGCGCAGGCUUGAAAACCGAUCAUUUUCCAGUGCAUCCAAAGACUGCUUUUUGUGCUUUUAUUUGUAAAUGAGCAGUUCAAUCAAAUGUUGUAAGCAGACUGUUGUUUCAAAAAGCAACUAGAUUGUUCUGUGAAAAUGCCAGUUUAUUAGUGUA
Molecule: messenger RNA, 4394 nt
Organism: Chanos chanos (milkfish)
Lineage: Eukaryota; Metazoa; Chordata; Actinopteri; Gonorynchiformes; Chanidae
Gene: sonb
Product: SON DNA and RNA binding protein b
Exons: 13
Coding region: 1-3957 (1318 amino acids)
Biological process (GO): regulation of mRNA splicing, via spliceosome; regulation of cell cycle
Molecular function (GO): RNA binding
Source: RefSeq, a predicted model, not a curated record